Messenger RNA from Amphiprion ocellaris (clown anemonefish), 2898 nucleotides. RefSeq names its product junctophilin-1-like. Gene Ontology annotation, cellular component: junctional membrane complex; plasma membrane; sarcoplasmic reticulum. The record is from RefSeq and is a predicted model, not a curated record. The coding region runs from base 212 to 2182 and encodes 656 amino acids. Lineage: Eukaryota; Metazoa; Chordata; Actinopteri; Pomacentridae. The transcript is spliced from 8 exons.
CACUCGUCAGUGGAACGCCUGCAGCCGUGGCGGCCGCCUCUCACCUUCCGACACAGACCAGCCGAUGAGCCCAGCCGCCAUCACUACCCGUUCCCUCAACUGGUACUCUCACAGAGGUUUCCCUGUCAUCGUAACAUCGCUUCUGAGAACAAUUCGCACACUCUGGACUUAAACAUAAGCUUCCGAGCAAUACGUAACUCUCCGUUUCUGAAUGACGGGCGGUCGGUUCGACUUUGAUGAUGGUGGCACCUACUGUGGAGGCUGGGAGGACGGCAAAGCCCACGGCCACGGUGUGUGCACCGGACCCAAGGGCCAGGGCGAAUACUCUGGCUCAUGGUCGAACGGUUUCGAGGUGGUUGGGGUCUACACCUGGCCCAGCGGCAACGUGUACCAGGGCUACUGGGCACAGGGCAAACGACACGGACUCGGCGUAGAAACCAAAGGGAGGUGGAUUUACCGGGGAGAGUGGACUCACGGGUUUAAAGGCCGGUACGGAGUCCGACAGAGUCUGAACACGCCGGCCAGGUACGAGGGGACCUGGAGUAACGGACUGCAAGACGGAUAUGGCGUGGAGACGUACGGUGAUGGAGGUACAUAUCAGGGUCAGUGGACAGGUGGGAUGCGUCAUGGCUAUGGUGUACGUCAAAGUGUUCCAUAUGGUAUGGCUUCUGUCAUCCGCUCACCUCUACGAACCUCACUUGCAUCUCUCCGCAGUGAGCAGAGUAAUGGUACAGUACUACGUGAUAGCCUGUCUGACAGCCCUGCUGGCACACGUGGUGGAUUUGUGCUCAACUUCCACUCAGAAGGGGAUAGUUCAGAAAAGAAGAAAGGUCUUUUCCGGCGUGGCUCCCUUUUCGGCAGUCUUCAGCGACUGCGCAAAUCAGACUCAAGAUCAUCAAUUUCCAGUAAGCGCAGCUCAGCACACAGUGACACCACCAUGAGCCGAAUCAGUUCAAGCGAUGCCAACUCUACCAUCAGCUUUGGAGACGGCGACCCUGGUGAUGACUACCUGCCUCUAGAGGACAAUGUGGAUGCCACCACCACCGAGUCUUACAUGGGCGAGUGGAAGAAUGACAAGCGCAGUGGCUUUGGUGUCUCUGAAAGGUCUAAUGGCAUGAAAUAUGAAGGUGAGUGGUUGAACAAUAAGCGCCAUGGCUAUGGCUGCACCAUCUUUCCUGAUGGCACUAAAGAAGAAGGGAAGUACAAGAACAACGUUCUGGCCCGGGGAAUCAGGAAGCAGCUAAUCCCACUGAGGAACACCAAGACCAAACAGAAAGUUGAUCGUGCCAUUGAGGGAGCAGUAAGAGCAGCAGCUAUCGCCAGAACCAAAGUUGAGAUUGCCAUCUCCAGGACGACCCAUGCUCGGGCCAAAGCAGAGGCUGCAGAUCAGGCUGCCCAGUCAGCUAGUCAGGAUUCAGAUAUUGCCAGGGCUGUGGCCAGAGAACUCUCCCCAAGCUUCCAUCAACCAGGUCCUGACUACCUAAGGCAGAAGUAUAAUGAGCCACUAGAAUUGAAGGAAGUUCCUGUAGAGGAAAAAAAGGAGAAAUCUCCAUCAGGGAGCCCUCACUUCUACCGGAAAGGCACAACACCCACCCAGUCUCCAUCUCAGAGCCCAGGUCCCAGCCCUAGUGCUUCACCCACUGCUGUUAAAAAGACCUUUAUCAGCAAUAAAACUCCUGCAACUGUUGCUUCCACAAAGCCUGCUGUGAAUGAGAACAAAGCCGUAACAGCUGAAUCCUUGACAGCAGGCAUAACGAAAGCAGCAUCAAAACUUUCUCUCAGACAGGACGUGAGGCAGCAGGAAUCUCCUCCAGCAGUGACACCAGCUAUUACUACAACAGUUAGCAGUUACCCCAGCAAUGGGCAGAUUCACUCCCAGUACCAUGGUUACUACGUCAAGGCAGAUAUUAAGGUUUCACCACCUGAAGAACCAGUUGGCGUGGAGGAAGACCUUUCCCUAUCAAGCCUGGCACGCUUGCCACCACCUGCCAAACUGAAUCGGGCACCACUACCAUCCUUGAUGGCUAGUAGCCCUUCACCAGUUCCACCAAAAGAGAGCACCAAAGCACCACAUCCUCUGAAGCCAAAGAAAACGGAAUCAUCCAAACCAAAGAGCCUCCUAGAUACUAAGAAAGCUAGUAUAGAAAUGGCUCCUGAUAUUAUUGAGGAGGAGUUGUGUUGAUCCUCUCUAGAUGAUAGACUACUGCUAGACGAAAUUGCUAUCAGCUUUGCAGCAACUGCGUCUGACAGGGCCCUAACUCAAUCUUGGUUGCUCUUGUGAUGCUGUUGAAUGUUGGUCUAGCAAUCAUAUUUGUUCAUUUUCUCACUUGACCAAAUCUGAACUCAGUGGAUUCAUCUAAAUUAGUUGCCGGAGCCGCUAACUCUAAAUCCACCAAAGGGGCCUUUUAAAAAAUGGUGCCAGAGAGACGAGCAGACACAGGCAAAACGGAGGACUGAAAAUAGCCAAGUGGAGGAGGAGGAGGAGAAGAAAAAUUGCAUGGAGCAGUGAGAGGGGGGGAUAAGACAGAGAGAGGAAAAGAUGAAACCACCACCAACCCUGGAUGGACUUAAUGACUGUCUUUGGUGCCUGAGUCCAACCUGAUUGGACUGGCGAUGAUUUGUGACUCCACUCAGCGUGCAGUGAAAGCUAAAGCAGGCAGUAGCUGGUUGGAAAUAGGCCCCUUAACUCCAGCUAUGGAUUCUAUAUCAACGUUAGAAAUAAGAAAUAAGAGGGGCCUUAGAGAGCUGAAUAAAUAUGAGUGAUUGUGAGGCCUGGCAUCUAUGCUGCCAAUAAAUGCCUGCAAUGUGUGCCCGCCUGUCGGUAGCUCCAUUUCCAUCCAACUGUUAAGUAUAUUUGGAAGUUUUGAAAUGCUGCAAUAAAAAAGUUUGUGCCUUGUC